Messenger RNA from Pantherophis guttatus, 3826 nucleotides. It is a transcript of the gene MDH1B, whose product is annotated as malate dehydrogenase 1B. Gene Ontology annotation, biological process: malate metabolic process. Lineage: Eukaryota; Metazoa; Chordata; Lepidosauria; Squamata; Colubridae. Gene Ontology annotation, molecular function: oxidoreductase activity, acting on the CH-OH group of donors, NAD or NADP as acceptor; malate dehydrogenase activity. The record is from RefSeq and is a predicted model, not a curated record.
GAGAUACAGUUGCCUGAAGCGGACAAAAUAAGUCAGUCGCCGAGGCCUCACUAUUUCGCCUCCUGUCGGACUGUGCGCGCCUAGUUGCUAGGCGACCCUCCGCAGGGCCUCAGAUUAACGGGUUUCUGGCCGCGGCUCUUGGUCAAUGGCGAAGUUCGUGCUGGCAGGUAGAGCAGAUUGCCCCUACUAUGCUAAAGCAGAACUCCUAGCUGACUAUCUGCUGAAAAAUUUGCCUAACUUCAGGAUACACAAGAUAGUUCAACAUCCUGACAACUGGGAGAAGUGGCUUCAGGAGAUCUGUAAUGAGAAUGGCUGGAAACACAAACGUUCCCCAAUUAUUUGGAGAGAACUGUUGGACCGUGGUGGAAAGGGCCUUCUUCUAGGAGGAUUCAAUGAAUUUCUAGAACAUGCUCAGCAAUACUAUAACAUCACAUCAGAUAUGAUGACUGAAGAGAUGUUACUAAUAGCUAAUGAGAACUUGCAGACUUGCAUAGAAAUUGAAGCAGAAGAGAAAGAACUAAAAAGUCUUAUCAAUCCCUUGCACAUUUGGCUUAAUAGAGCAUGCAGUCCUGCUUGUUAUCAUCUGAUCCCGUUAUUAACUAAUGGAGAAAUAUUUGGAAUGGAAACUGAGAUAAGCCUUCAUUUGUUUGACAGAAGUAUUUUCAAAGACAUUCUUUGGGGUAUUGUUAUGGAGACUCAAGAUUUAGCAUCCCCAGUCCUUCGUAGUGUCACUUUACAUACUGAACUGGAGGAGAUUUUCCUUGAUGCUGAUAUCAUCAUUUUGUUUGAUGACAUCCUACAGGAAACAAUCCCAACACUCGAACACUGUAUCCACCAAGUGACUGAUCAAUGUAAAACAUAUGGCCCUUUGAUAGAGCAGAAUGCCAAAAACAAUGUCAAAAUUAUUGUGAUGGGAAAAACCUUUACUAACCUUAAGUCGUUAAUGCUUAUGACAUAUGCACCCUCUAUAAAUCCUAAAAAUAUUAUCACUCUUGCCAUGCUGUUGGAAAGUGAAGCCAAAGCUAUGGUAGCAAGAAAAAUGCAAAUGCACCCCGCAGGAAUAAAAAACCUCAUUGUUUGGGGGAACAUCAGUGGCAAUAGCUUCGUUGAUCUGAGUAAAACAGAGCUAUAUAGAUAUGACAGUGCCAUCUGGGGCCCACCAAGUUUUUUUCGUCCUUUGUUGGAUGUGCUAUUUGAUCGUGAAUGGAUGCAAAUUGAAUUUGUGGCUUCACUGAGUUCAUUAACUUCUUGGGGAGCUCGUGGUUUAGGAAUGGCAUCUGCACAUACGAUCGCUACUGUGCUGAGAUACUGGUACCAAGGAUCCCCUCCUGGAGAAAUGAUCUCCUUGGGAGUAAUUAGUGAAGGUCAAUUUGGACUGCCUGAGGGGAUUGUUUAUUCAAUGCCCGUAAGGUUUGAGAAUGGCAGCUGGGAGAUCUCUACAGAAAUAGAAAUUAAUGAAAAAACUCAGUCAUAUCUUCUAAUCCUGGCUUGUGAUCUCAUUCGGGAAAAACAAGUUGCCUUAGGUGAAGUAGCAGAACUGAAUCCACAGAGAAGAGACAUCCAUGCAAUAUAUCGUGAUGUAGCAGAAGAAGAGGAAGACUUUGAAGUAAAUGCUGAACCCAGAGCUUCCUUAAUUGACCAAGAAAGAGCCUUGGAAAGUGAAGAUCAAACUGUUGCUGAAGAAACAGAAGAUACUGACGAAUUAAAUGAGUCCAAAAAUAUUGAAGACGAAAACAUUGAAGCUGAAGAUGAUUAAGAAGCUAAAUGCAAAAUAGUUCUUUAAUAUGUAAUGAAAAUUGUAUUGCUUUAUUAAUGAAUGCAGAAAAACUGUAUGAUGUACUUCAAGAAAUGUAAUGUAAAGAAGGAAUAGUGUUUUAUUUUGUCAAAUUUAAUUUGCAAUUUAAAGUUAUUUUGAUAUUUACUGAUGCCUGGCAUCUUCUCAAAGGUUUUGAAUUUUGACUCCCACUGAUUUAAGUAUUCAGUUAUACCUCUUGUUAGUCAUAAUUUUUACUGAAUUGUAUUUCUAGUUUUUAUAUCACCCAAAACUAUAAAGCUGGCAAAAUGUGAAUAUGCAAAAAUAAAAGUAAAAAUGUGCCUGACCCAAACAUCUUAAAUUAUACAACUUGAAUGAACUGUGUAAAAUAUAUUUGAUUUGAAUUGAUGAAUUGAGAUUUGAGGAGGGCAAUUUGAAUUUGAUUCUAGGGCAAACCAUGACCAGUCACAACAAACAAACCACCAGUAGCCUAGCUUAAUUUGCAAACAAGAUUUAGGCUUUAUCUAUCUGUUUUUAUUCUCCUAGAAUAAGAAAGAUAUGUACAAAUUAUGAUUUUGUUCAUUGGUUUCUUCAUAAGUGAAUGAAGCCUGAGUCCUGGGAGUGCAUAUCACACUAACAUUGGCUACAUAAACUAGGGAUGGUUUAAUUGUUUCUUGCGUAGAGUUUGGGUUAGAUAUUCUAUAAGGUCCCUUCCAACUCAAGCAUUCUGUGAUUUUAUCAUUUUGGCUAAUCCAAUAUCUCCACCUCUAUUUGUCACUAAACUAACCUUAUGGAUUUGUGUGAUGUGUGAAUGAAAUUUGUGUUAGUUCUGUUAAAUAAAUAGUGAAGAUGGCAGCACUCAUGUCUGCAUUUAUGGGUGUAUGUUAAAAUACUUCUCCUUGGAAUGUUUCUCAAUUUAUUCCUGCAGACAUUAGAACAGCACUAUGGAAUCUGUGGCCAUCUAGAUGUUGAUGAACAGUAGAUAUAGUAAAUGAGACUCCUGGGAUUUAUAGUACUACAGUAUCUGUAAAGUCAUAACUAACAUUCCUGUGUGCAUGUAAUUUUGGUGUGUUACCACAUAAAUUUAUUUAUUUAUCUAUGAAUUCAUAUUGCUGCCAAUCCGCACAUGUCGACUCAAGGCAACUUACAGAAUAUAAAACCCCAUAUAAAAACAAUCAAACUAAUUGAAAAGCAUCCUUUUGUUCAUGGUUAUUUAAGUGACUAGAAUAGUGAUGCAAGAUCAAUUGUGAGAAAAUAUGACAAAAGGUAUACAGUUCAGAUGUGUAUUUGGUUUUCUUUUCUUUGAUAUGGACUAUAAUUUUAUUUGUCUUUUUUUUAGAAGGCAUUUUUAUAUGUGGAAAAAAUGUACACUUGUGCAUGUUUACACAGGGAUCUAUAAACAUAAGAUAACUCUUCAGUCGGAAGAGUACUAAAUCCAGUAUCUUACUGAAAAAGCAAGAACAGCAAAACACACCAGCUUCUUGUUUAUUUUUAUUCUAUAGCUUGUGAUACUUCAUCAGUAGUGGUUUAUUUUAAGUAAAGUUUAAACUUGUGCAGAGUGAAUAAAAUUAAUAAUUUAUCCUAUCAGUUGCAACUGAAAGCAUUCCUGGAUGAAUUGAUUUCUACAACUUAACAAUAAUAGAUUUAGUGCAGGAAAUACUGCUUUUUCAUUCUGUGUGUAAUGGAGUAUGUAGCUAUAUAAAAACAUAAGACUUUUUUUCUUUUAUUAUGUGUUAAAUGUAUUAGCUUUAGCCAAAUUCAUGUGGUAAAGGAGUCAGAAUAUUUGGAUUAACAAGCUUAGCCCUGUUUUAAUGCAAUAACAUUAAAUGAAAGAUAAUGUUCUAGGCUGGAAAAGGCUUAUAAAUUCAAGGUGUGCUAGAGGUGUUAAAUUCAAAACUACCCUGCUAUGGGCAGACUUCUAUUCCAUCUGCAAUGCUAUCUAAAAUCAAUUUCACCUCCAAUCCAGCCUGUACCUCUUCAGCAUUCCAAAUGAAGCCUGCAGACUUUUCCAGUCUAACUGCCAGCCUCUGUUCUGUAAUGCCUUAUUUAGACCUAAUAAAUAUACUAAAAUAC